This is a messenger RNA of Cyphellophora attinorum, 1692 nucleotides long. RefSeq names its product putative HC-toxin efflux carrier TOXA. Gene Ontology annotation, biological process: transmembrane transport. NCBI's taxonomy places the organism in Eukaryota, Fungi, Ascomycota, Eurotiomycetes, Chaetothyriales, Cyphellophoraceae. Gene Ontology annotation, molecular function: transmembrane transporter activity. The transcript has 3 exons. Bases 1 to 1692 code for a protein of 563 amino acids. The record is from RefSeq and is a predicted model, not a curated record.
AUGGCCAACAUUUCGGAGAAGGAGAGCAUUGUUGUGCCAGACGCCGACGUCCAGGUUUCGAAAAAGAGCUUAGACGAUGGCAGCGAUAGUGCGAGCAACAAGUCCAUCAAGGAGUCCAAAGAUGUCCCGCCAGCUGGCUAUCCUCGCGGACUCAAGCUGUUCGUCCUUACUGCCGCCACUUUGAGUGCCACUUUCUUGAUGUCCAUUGACCAGACCAUUGUCGGUACAGCUAUACCAAAGAUCACAGCCGAAUUCAACGGACUGGAUGAUGUGGCAUGGUACGCAGCCGCGUACUUCAUGACAUUCGGCGCCUCCCAAUGCUCCGCCGGCAAAGUCUACAAGUUCUUCGACAUGAAAUGGAGCUUCAUGGGCAGCAUGCUCAUCUUCGAAGUCGGCUCACUCAUCUGCGGCGUCGCCCCUUCCUCCAACACCCUGAUCGUCGGUCGAGCCAUCGCUGGUCUCGGCGCCUCCGGCCUCUCAAUCGGCGCAACAAGCAUCAUCUCCCUGUCCGUCGAACCAGCCAAGCGACCCCUCAUGAUGGGCCUCAUCGCCAUGACAUACUGUAUCUCCGCCUGCCUCGGCCCCGUCUUGGGCGGCGUCUUCACCGACGAGGUCUCCUGGCGCUGGUGCUUCUACAUCAACCUCCCCAUCGGCGGGGCUGCCGCUGUCGGCGUCUUCCUCUUCUUCAGCCUCCCAGCCGCCGCCAAACCACCUCAAAUCCCCUUGUACCAGAAGCUCCUGCACCUCGACCCAGUUGGCAUCACCCUCGCUAUGGGCUCCAUCACCUGCUUCAUCUUGGCGCUGCAGUACGGCGGUGUCUCCCGCUCGUGGGGCAGCUCGGUCGUCAUUGGGUUAAUUGUGGGCUUCGUGCUGAUUGCCGCUGCUCUCGCCGCCUGGGAGCUUUGGCUAGGGGAAUAUGCGAUGAUGGCGCCGCGGCUGUACAAGCAGCGCACCCUCUCCGUCGUGGCCCCCUUCCAAUUCUUCUUCAUGGGCAGCUACAUCGUCCUCCUCUUCUACCUCCCCAUCUACUUCCAGUCCGCACUUGGAGCAAGCCCAAUCCGGUCCGGCGUCGACAACCUCCCCCUGGUCACAGCAGCAGCAGUGUUCGCUCUAGCGGGCGGCGCGUUCGUCAUGACCACAGGCCUGAUCUGGCAGACCAUGAUGGCCAGCGCCGGCCUCUCAACCGUCGCGGUCGGAUGCAUCUACACAUUCGACCUGCACACCACGACCGCCACCUGGGUCGGCCUGCAAUUCUUCAUUGGCGCAGUCAUGGCAUUCGGCAUCAUGCAGGGCGUCACACUCGCCCAAUCCGCCGUCGGCCCAGAGGACCUGCCUGCCGUUUCGGCGAAUCUCCUCUUCUUCAACACUCUAGGCGGCGCCUUCUCCUCCUCCGCAGGCCAGUCCGCCUUCCUCAACCAACUCCUCCGCACCCUCCCCACCUCCGCCCCUACCGUCUCCCCCCAACUCGUCCUCCUCACCGGCGCGUCCGAGCUCCGCCAUGUAUUCGGCCCCGACACCCUCCCCGGAGUCCUCGACGCCUACAUGACGGGAAUCCGCGCUGCAUUCGCAGUGAGCAUCGCAUUCGCCGGGACGGCGUUCCUCCUGAGUUUCGGGAUCCCGAUGGGAAGGCUGCCGACGCCGAAGCAGGCGAAGAAGGAGGGGAAGGAGGCGCCUAUAGUUGGGAUGGUGUGA